Centruroides sculpturatus (bark scorpion) is the source of this 1620-nucleotide messenger RNA. RefSeq names its product cytochrome P450 3A28-like. Gene Ontology annotation, molecular function: iron ion binding; oxidoreductase activity, acting on paired donors, with incorporation or reduction of molecular oxygen; heme binding. NCBI's taxonomy places the organism in Eukaryota, Metazoa, Arthropoda, Arachnida, Scorpiones, Buthidae. The coding region runs from base 69 to 1571 and encodes 500 amino acids. The transcript is spliced from 13 exons. The record is from RefSeq and is a predicted model, not a curated record.
UAUAAAUUCUAUUAUAUAUUCAUUAUAAAUUGUGCUUAAGCCCAUGUUUCUUGAAAUUUCUGUAUAAAAUGUUCUCAUUUUUAUAUGCAAUUAUAACAGUCAUCUGUCUCACAUUUCUGUGGAUAAGAUGGAGGAUUAAGAAACUAAAUGUAUUUAAAAGAUGCGGUAUUCCUGGUCCUGAACCCGAAUUUUUAACUGGAAAUUUGAAAGAAUUUAACUUAGAUCGAACGAAAUGUACUAAGGAAUGGUUUGAAAAAUAUGGAAAAAUAUUCGGAUUCUACUUAGGAGCCAAACCUUAUAUAAUGUGUUCUGAUAUCGAAUUCCUUAAAAUUAUGCAAAUUAAGGAGUUUAAAAAUUUUUGCGGUAGAGACCGAAUACUUCCAGAUAUGGGAAUAUCUCACGAAUCAGUAAAAUAUAUUAUAGCAUUGCAAAAAGGUAUUAAGUGGAAAAACCUAAGAAGUGUCAUGACUAAUUGCUUUACCUCUCAAAAAAUUAAAAUGAUGAGCACAGUGAUACAUGAUCCGAUUAUUGCUUUCAUGGAAAAAAUCAAAAAAGAAAAUGGCAAACCUCUCGAUAUUGCUCAGAGUUACAAAAGUCUAGUGUUUAAUAUAAUGGGAAAAUUAAUAUUCAGUGCUAAAUUAAAUGAAGAAAACGAAGAAUACAAUAAAAUUGUCCAGUGUUUAGAUUACUUACUUCAAAAUGAUAUUGUGAGAAUACCAUCAAUCAUAUCAUUGUACUUUCCUGAAAUGGAGCCACUUCCUACUUACUUUCGAUUGUUUAUGGACAUUGCCAGAAAUAUGUUAAACCUUCGUUCAGUUCGAUUGAUUUUGAACACUGUUAAGAAAAUAAUUGCUGCUCGAAAACGGUUGAUGAAUAAUCAAGAUAUUCUUCAAACUUUCCUGAAAGCUGAAGUAAGUUCGACAAAUCGCAACAGAAAAUUAACUAGCGAUUAUACUAUUGUUAAUAUUGUACUACUGUUGACAGCAGGGUAUGAAGCCAUUAAACUAGCAUUAGAGUGCUGCACGUAUCAUCUUGCAUAUAAUUCAAAAAUACAGGAAAAGAUUCGACUGGAAAUUAAUAAUCACAUCGAAAACAAUAAAGAUAUUCAAUACGAAGAUCUCAUAAAACUUCAGUAUCUGGACCAGGCUAUUUCAGAAACACUGCGAUUUUCAUCACAGUCUGUUAUAAAUAUUAGCAGAGUGGGUGAGCAUGAUUUCAAAUAUAAAGGAAUGACCAUACCAAAACACGUAGCAAUUUUUGUACCCGUGCCAAUUCUUCAUACAGACCCGAAUUAUUGGCAAGAACCAGACAAAUUUGAUCCUGAUAGAUUUUCACCUGAAAACAGAAUAAAUAUUAACCCAAUGACUUAUCAACCUUUUGGAGCGGGACCCAGAAAUUGUGUUGCGUACAGAUUAGCACGAACAGUCAUGAAAUUGAUCAUGGCUAAUCUGAUCCGAUCUUUCGUAUUUGAUGGUUGUGAAUGUGAGAGAUCUGUAGUGAAACACUCAAUAUUUUCAACUCGUAAGAAAGAUUCAAUUUUAAUCAAAGCAACUCCAAUAUCUUCCAAUUGAGUAUAAAAAAAUUAAUUUUUGUAGAAAAUUUUUCUUAAUUAUAUUCAUU